AGUGCAUUUUACGGUAAGCGGCUACGGAUGAGAACAGCAGUUGUGAUGAUGGCUAUGGCAUAUUUCAUUGCUUUUACGAUGGCAAUAUUGCCAGUUGUCGGUGUCUCCACAUAUACCAGUACCAGUGUUUGUUUACCCCUUUCAAUUGAGGAUAACAUUGACAGGGCUUACAUAAUCAUAAGCUUGCUGUUCAAUUUGCUAGCAUUUCUGGGCAUGGCAAUUAGCUACAUCCUCAUUGUCAUUAUGCUGCGAGAUCCUGAACAGCCGAAACGGCCAGAAGAUAGGGCGAUUAUAUUGAAAAUGGCUACACUGAUUGGAACUGAAAUGCUUUGCUGGUUUCCGACACUUUUUUUUGGUAAGUUGCUUCAUCACACUUUUUGA
Messenger RNA from Gongylonema pulchrum, 381 nucleotides. Lineage: Eukaryota; Metazoa; Nematoda; Chromadorea; Rhabditida; Gongylonematidae. The record is from the annotation of a GenBank genome assembly.